AUGUCCGCCGCCCCGUGCCUAGACAAAUCCCCCGACAAGUACGAUGAUUGCCUGGCUGAAAUGGACCAGCAGUUACAGCAGCACGCCAAGGAGUACCUCCGCGAGGAUCCGGAACUUCGCCAGCAGAUGCUGGAUCAGCUUAGAGACUGGAUUGCUAAGCAUCCUCACAUCAGGCAGAUCCGCACCGACGCCAUCUUCCUGCUGAAGUUCCUUCGAGCGAAGAAGUUCAAUUUUAUCAACGCUGCAAAGCUGCUGGAACGUAAUCUGGCGACGAAAGUGCUGCACCGGGAAUGGUUCGGACGGUUGGACAUUGAAGACCCGGUACUUGCCGCUUUGGUGGACUCCGGCUAUCUGUUUCCCCUGCCGGAACGGGACAGCAAAGGAAGAACGCUGGUCUUCAGCGUAACGUCCGGAAUGGAUCCGACUAGGUACACCGGGCAGCAAGUAUCCCGUCUGCACAUGCUGACAGCUGAACUUUGUGGCGAAUCGAACGAGUUCCAGUGCGGUGGGUUUAUUCUGGUGUAUGACUUUUCAACUAUAACACUUGCGCAUCUGAAUAUUGUGUCUUUCAAUGAUAUUCGGUUGCUAUCAAAGGUAAUAAACAAUUCACUGGCGUUGCGAGCCCAGGAGAUCCAUUUUGUCAAUACUCCGAGUGCGGUUUUGACGAUAGCGAAUUUUGCUCUGCAGUUGGCAAAUGAAAAACUUAGGAGCAGAAUCUUUUGUCAUCGAAAUUGGGAAGAGCUGCAUAAGAAAGUGGACAAGAAUCUUCUACCGAAGGAGUACGGUGGCAGGAUACCUCAAGCGGAGUUGAUCGAGUCCUUUAAAAGUCGCUGCAAGGAAAUGCGCCCACUUCUGCUGGCGUAUGAUGAGAUGGAUAUAGAAAUUUCCAAAGACUCUGAAUACAGUGCCGAGCGUGAUGAAGUUGAAUUGGAACCGGGAGUGAUUGGAACGUUCCGGAAAUUGCAAGUUGAUUGAUUGUCGUCUGUUAUGUGUGGAGACUGCUAAUUU
This is a messenger RNA of Ochlerotatus camptorhynchus, 1008 nucleotides long. RefSeq names its product clavesin-2-like. The transcript is spliced from 2 exons. Gene Ontology annotation, molecular function: phosphatidylinositol bisphosphate binding. Lineage: Eukaryota; Metazoa; Arthropoda; Insecta; Diptera; Culicidae. Gene Ontology annotation, cellular component: membrane. The coding region runs from base 1 to 975 and encodes 324 amino acids. The record is from RefSeq and is a predicted model, not a curated record.